Molecule: messenger RNA, 926 nt
Organism: Sclerotinia trifoliorum
Lineage: Eukaryota; Fungi; Ascomycota; Leotiomycetes; Helotiales; Sclerotiniaceae
Source: the annotation of a GenBank genome assembly
UGGACAAACUUGGAAAGCGCAUCUUUUUACAAUGGAACAACAAUAUGCUCAAAUCUACGCGUCGCCUUUUGCGGCAGUUGGUUUGGCUAUUGAUUUGUAUCCUCUUAUUCUUCCAUUGAAGGCCGUAUAUGAUCUUUACUUGCCGCUUAGACGCAAGUUCGAAGUAGGAGUUGUUUUCUUGACUGGUAUUUUGUAUGCACCCUGUUCAAACUUCCACUAUUAUAGCCUAGUUUCCGAAACAAAUCCUGACAAUUACUCCUACAGUGCUUAUAUCGCUUCUACCCUCAGUGUCUAUUAUCGAUUCAUCAAUAAGUAGAGCAACACUAAAGACACAACAUGGAGCCUACAAAAUGUCAUUAUUUUCUCGUAAGCCAUAUACAUAAACUUCCCUAUCAUUUUUAACUCAUCAAUUAACUCUAAACAGCUUAGCCGAAAUGUUCAUCGGAGUAAUCGUCUCCUGCAUGCCCGCAACCUGGAACUUCCUACCUCACAACCACAAAUUCCUCGCCCUAAAAUCAUCCUUAUCCUUCAAAUCCCCAAGACUCUGGAGUAAUUAUAAAACCUCAUCCAAAAAUCAAAGUACCAAAGAUUCCCCAGCCAAAUCACUGUCGGAGAGAGUCGACUCUUUACAUCGAAAGGAAUGUAAUGAUUCCAAAAUAGAAGCUUCUUCCUCCUUAAAAGAAUAUCAAAAGGAGGAAAGUUUUCCGCAGAUGAAAUUGGAGUUUUCGCCUUUUGGGAGUGUAGAGACGUAUAUUCGGUCGGAUUAGGAGAAUUAAUCUUGUGAGGGAUGAUCGGAUCCAUCUUCAACGGGAUAUUUGGCAGACGGGGUCAUAAUUAGUCGGUAAUGGCAGUUUUGUUUGUACUAGGGUUGGGCAAAGGGUAGUGUAAUCUGGGGUAAUCGGAGGUGGUAAGUGUUCUGGAAACUA